AAUAUAGGCAGUUCUCUUGUAGUCUUCUGGGCAGAAGCUCUGGUUUUGCCUAAGGAGUGCUAGUACUGCACUUGCUUUACAAAACGUGUUGUCAACAUGUGGCUCUAACUCCAUAUCUUGGGUAACUCCGAGGUAAGGAUGCUCUGGUACAUGCUUUACGAUCUGACCUAGCAGCGCGUAGAAAUGGGUUGACUUCGUGUUGACACUUUAUAUGUUGCAUUUACUUGUGCUAAACAUCAUGCCCCAUGUUUCAGACCACUCAUCUAGUUUGUUGAGGUCAUCUUGGAGUAUCUGGUGAUCUUAUCAGCCGGUAUAAAAGGCAAUCAUCAGCAAAUAAGCGUACUUGCGACUUGACGUAGGGUGGAAGGUCAUCAAUAUGGCAGAGGAAGAGAAAAGGCCUGAGGACGGUGCCCUGCGGCAUGCCUGAUGUGACAGGUACUGCUGUACAUGUAGGUCGAUGUCCGUCCACUACAUUCAACAUUUCUCUAGUGGUGAGAAAUGUUUGCAGCCAUUGAUGUAGACGACAUUUGUUCCCGUAGCUGGCUAGUUUGUGGAGCAACUUGUUGUGAGGGACUGUAUCAAAGGCCUUUGAAAAAUUGAGAAUCAAUGGCCACAUCAAUUUGCCACCUGUCAUAUGCUGAUACGAGAUCAUGAACAGUCAUGAUAAGUUGAGUUAUGGUUGAGUGACCCGAUCUGAACCCAUGAUUUAGAGAUUCAUAAUGCCACCUAUACCAGAGGCUGCCCGUAUAGGAGAGCCAAUUCAGAUCAUUACCACCAAUACUGAAAGUGAUGACCAUUCCUUUGAAUUAAACUUUGAAGCCUUGGAAAAGCUUCUUCUUGAUGAGAAUGUUCGAGAUAAGAAGGUGUGUGUCGUCUCAGUCGCUGGAGCUUUCAGGAAAGGGAAGUCGUUCCUCCUUGAUUUCAUGCUCAGAUACCUAAACAACCAGGGAUCAAGUGAUUGGCUAGGACCAGGAGACCAACCAUUAGCUGGGUUUUCAUGGAGAGGAGGUUCUGAGAGAGAGACUACAGGGAUCUGGGCUUGGAGUAAAGUAUUCUUGUGUCCUGGUCCUAAUGGUGAAGAGGUUGCAGUGAUUUUAAUGGACACACAAGGAGCCUUUGAUUCUGAAUCAACAGUCAGAGAUUGUGCUACAGUGUUUGCUCUAAGUACCAUGACCAGUUCUGUUCAGGUUUAUAACUUGAGUCAAAAUAUCCAGGAGGAUGAUCUACAUCAUUUACAAUUGUUUACUGAGUAUGGAAGACUAGCCAUGGAGGAAGAGAAUCCUCAAGCGAAACCAUUCCAGUCCCUGAUGUUCCUGGUUCGUGAUUGGAGCUACCCAUAUGAAUAUGCCUUUGGGGAAAGUGGAGGUUCCAAAUUACUUGACAAGAAAUUACAUCAAUCAGCCAAGCAUAAAGAGUUACAAGAUGUUAGACGUCAUAUUUCCAGCUGCUUCAAGAGACUUGGCUGUUUCUUAAUGCCCCAUCCUGGUUUAGCUGUAGCUACCAAUCCAAAGUUUGAUGGUAGAUUAGCAGACAUCAGUGAAGAAUUCAAGACCCAACUGCAGGAAUUAGCCCCUCUUCUUCUAUCAAAAGACAAUCUGAUCGUCAAGGAGAUCAACGGAACUAAGGUUACAUGUCGAGCGCUUCUAGAAUACUUCAAGGCUUAUAUCAAUAUCUAUCAAGGGGAUGAAUUGCCUGAACCCAAGACUAUGUUACAGGCGACUGCUGAGGCUAAUAACUUGGCUGCAGUAGCAAGUGCAAAGGACAAAUACACAAAGGAUAUGGAACAGGUGUGCGGAGGUGACAAGCCAUACCUGAGCCCCGAUGAACUUGAGAAGAAACACAUUCAAAUCAAGGAAGAGGCCGUUAAUCAGUUCAAAGAAGUACGCAAGAUGGGAGGGACAGAGUACAGUAAGGAGUAUGAGGAUCGUCUGUUAGCUGAAAUGGAAGAGUCUUAUGAACAGUACAUCAAACACAACGAUAGCAAGAACCUGUUCAAUGUAGCACGAACCCCUAUCACCCUAGUAACCACCAUUCUUGCUAUGUAUAUCCUAUCAGGAUUAUUUGGACUUAUAGGCAUCUACUCCUUGUCAAAUCUCGCCAACAUGCUGCUAGGUUUUGCCAUCUUUCUCCUCUGUACGUGGAGUUAUGUCCGUUAUAGUGGCCAGUGGGUUGAAGUUGGAACUUGGAUUGAUACCGGAACAGAAUUUGUUUGGAUUUAUGUGUAUGGCCCCCUAUACAAAUAUGUAACAGCUAAUAAAGCAAGUACCAAACCAAGAGGAACUCAAGCCGAGAAAAAGACCAAAUAAAACUUUCAACAAGCCAUAUGCUCUUUCUUUAAACACUCUUCUGUUUGGAUGUUCAAAUCAGCUUUGCUCCUCAAGGAAAUGACAGCAACUUAUUACUUUACACUAUGUUGAUGCAUCACUUAAAAGCUGAAGGAAUGUGACACUGUCUUCAUGAUAAUGAUGACAGAUAUACAAUGAAAUGACUAGAUUGGAACAUAUUAGGUGGAUAUGAAAGUACUUGGAUCACUACUGAAUGAUUGUGGAACAUGUGGGACUACAACAUCAGAAGUGAAGGAGAUGACAGUACUUGGGUGAUACACCGAUAUGAUAAUCAAGGACUGAACUGAAUUAAUUGCUUCUCCAUGAAUAUAUGUAUGGAUGGUGCAACGUCAAUGGAUCUUUUCAGUGCGUUAUUAACAACAUGUCUGUGAUUACAAGACUAAUCCAUGAACAUAUGUGCUUGUGACCUUACUAUGACUUCUCAAUUUGCAAUAUCUGGGAGAUGACAAGUUUGAUACAGCAAGCAACUGAAAUUAAAAGUUAUGAGUGGAUAGUUCUCUAUUUGUUUGCUGCUGAAAAAAUACCAAAUGUCAUUUUGUGUUGUUUGUGUACUUUCUGUGCUUUUGUUUUAUUUUUGAUCAAGUCAAUAAUUAAUUGACUUUGCAUCUCACCAUUUCAAAUGCAAUUAUUAGGAAUAGAAUAUGAAAUUAAUGAAAGGUAUAAAAACAAAUUCACAUUGACUGCAACAUUUGAUUUUAGAUAAUUUCUAGUCGAGGUAACAAUGAUUCAUGUCUAUGAAUGUCACUCAAUAUUGAUGAAAAUAAAGUCAUAAUUUAUUUCUUUAUUAUCAUGCAUCAGCAAUGAUUUCUGAAAGAUGCAACUGUUGUAACUGCUUGCACAUUCAUUCUGAGAACUUUGCACAAAAUGCACAUGAAUGAUGUAGGACCUCGAUGUUGUAAGAAAAUUUGAUUUUUUUUUGUAAUUUUCCCUAUUUGAAUCACAUCCUUCCAACCUCUGCAAACUUGCUUUGCCUAGUGAAAACUGAGGAAUACAAAGAAACAAAUAGUUUAAAGGGAUUGAAUGAAUAACUGAUCAAUAAUAGCAUAAUGUGAUCAUUGAAUGUAGUAAUCUUAAGCUGCCAUUCAUCUCCAGUCAAUGUACAAUUAUCCAGACCAGUGUAGUAUUACAACUACAAUUUAUAUUAUUUCCAAGAUUUUCAUUGGGCAAGUAUAGCCAUCAUUUGCAUUGAUAUGUUUGAUAAUAUAUUACCUCUUGAGCAUAGAUAUAUACUUAAUAAUAUCUGUAUGAAUUAUUCAGAAAAGAGAUUAUUUCCUCUUUCCCCUGCCCCCAUAGCAAAAUGCAUGAGUAUUCAUUCUGGAAUCAGGGAUAAAGCCAGUGGUUUGUUAGAUUUCAUAAAGUUUGGAAUUUGAUACGGAAUAUGAUGAUGACAAGUCUACUUAUGGUACCCAAUGAUUACUUGACCCGGUUAUAUAUUAUGCAGAUGUCAGUGUCGUGGAUAUGGUGUAUUGAUUUCUUUCUUUAACUUUCGUUCAAAUAUUUUAGUCAAGAUAGUUUUAUUUUCAAAAUUAGUUUAAAGUUUUUUCAUUUUCUUCAGGAUAAAUUGAAGGAUAAGUUUCAUGCAAUAUCCUGAAUUCUAGCUUGAUGAUAUUUUGUCUUGAAGGUCUCAGUUUACUAAAAUUUGUGUGUACAUAGAUCACGCCAUGGAAAUUAGAGAAUCAGACCACAUUCUUCAUUCACAUUUUCAUAGUGCAUAGGAAAUAACAGGGUGAUGGGUGACUUUACUCUUUGCUAGCCCCUAACAAAAAUAAAAGAAUUGCCCCAAGACUGAAAAAGAAAGGGGCUAUUUCAAAUAAUCACUGAAUUUCAAUCCUGUAAGGUACUCAAGUGGAAAGGGGGAUAUAUUUUAAACUGACAAAGUUCAACUUACAUGACUUUACAAAGAAACUGUACUACUGGAAAUGAAAGAGAAUCUUUGUUGUGUUUUAUUAAUCUUAAGAUGAUACAUUCCUUAGAUAAUGUAAAUCAAUUUUUAUCAUUACCUGGUCUACAUAUAUAGUUAAUAAUUUAAAAUAUGAUUCAUUCCUUCGAGAGGUUAACAAUCUUUAAAAUCUCAUUUAAUAAUCUGUUUGAGUUGAUUAAACACCACUGGGUCCUUUUUAAUGCUUUUGAGUUUGGCAAAUAUUUAUUUUUGAUUGAUCCUUAUUAGUAUGAAAAAUCACAUUUAAAUGAAUCUUUAUUGUAAACCAUUCUCAUUAUCAUCCAAGUAGCUUUCUUCUUUCAUUUAGAUCUCAAUAUUACAUUAAAAACAAAUGUUUAAAAUAUUCAUUUAUGCCUAUUGAAAAUGACUCCCAUCAGCUCUCUUUUCAUAUUAAAGAUAUCUAUUUAAAAAAAUUGGUCAAAUGAAGACCUUUUUUAUUUUUGGGAGUGAAUUCACACUGUAUGCUAUGUCAAUAUUACUUAUUUUAUCAGUCUAAUAUAUUUGGUUACGGUGUUGCAAUAAAAUUGCAUGUCAUGAAUGUGAAAAUAUAUAUGGUCUAGAAAGUGUGAUCAAUCGAACAGAUCACUAAACAUAUUAUGGAAGAAAGCAAGAAUCAUAUAUACUGAACAAAUUGUGUGUUUUUUUCUUGCCAACCAGUGCUAUGAUUAAAAAUGUCAAUGACUGGAUAUCUGCAUUCAGACAAAGAUUUUUUUUUUUUACUGCAGCUCAGGAUUUGUCAUCAUUGUUGCUUUUGUGGAGAUGUUUACAGUAUUUUUGGCUGUGAAUAGCUUCAAUAUUGAAAGAUCAUUAUUUUGGGAUAGUUCUUCACCUUUCUCUCUAUAUAAUUCCCCUUCAUGCCCCAUUUUUCCAACCUUACAUGAGCAGAUCUUGUGAAAGAGCAAUAUGAAUCACUACUUUAUUGAAUGUAACAUUUGGUCUUUGUGUGUAAAAUACAUCAUUAAUCGAUAUAGUACAAGAUAGUAUAAACAGUGAAAACCUGUGUGUUGAGACAUUGAUGCAGAAAUACAUGUGUGUCAGUGUGUAAUACCUCGGUCACAUUUGCUCUACGGCGGCCUGCAGCGAGUCGAAAACAGCUGUUUUAUUCAAACCACCUACAGUAUAGCUGGUACAAAAACAUGUUAAAACGGCUGUUUUCGACUCGCAGUAUGGCCACCGUAAAGUAAAUGUGACCGAGGUAUUCGACAUUGGUAUACAAAUGGCACCAAUGUCAAUGCUUUUAAGACACUAGUGUUCAGUGGCACCUGUGUAUACCGGUACUAAUAUUGGUGUACAAUGACAUGUGUGAAGACCACACGAAGGAGGUAUGUGGACAUAAUCAUUAAUGUAUGCUCUUGAUUCAAUAAGAAAUUGUAUUCAAGGAUCACUUAGCCAGGUUUUCAUGUACAUGUGCUUCUAUUCUAAGUGGAGUUCAGCAGCUAUGGAUAUGUGGGUGAAAUCUAUACUUUUCAGAUGGAUGUAAACCAACUUGCCCAACUUCACCUUUGUAUUCCUUCUAAUCAUUAGGACCCAGUUUCAUACAUCAUGUCAUUGAUAGCAGAUGCUAGAAAUUCACCUGCCCCUGUCCAGUCAAAUUAUAUUAGUUUCAGUAGCUGUUAGCAAUGACUUGUAACUAAUGAGGUCUAUUACACUGGGCCAGUAUUUAUAUAAUUACAAAUAAUUGAUAACUGAUUUGUAAUUUACCCAUACACUUGUGGUGUGGAGAUUCAAGCUUGAAACGUAUUGGGGGGGGGGGGGUUGAUGUACUGUGUCAUUCUCCCCCCCCCCCCAUUUGAAUAGAGUGAUUUCAUGAAUUUCUACUCUUGAACCCAUGACUUUCACACAUUAUCUUGAUGGUAAAAGGUUACCCACUGCAAGAAUGUAAUAUAGAAAAAAGUACAAUUUGGUGUCAUUCAUUUUUUAAUGAAAUCCUUUCUACUGCACUUUAUACAUGUGACUUUCCACAUUCAGUUUUGUACCAGUGAUGAAACAGAUUAUAUACAAGUCGGUCACUUCUCCAUAUUAAGCAUCCCAUUUUCUGUCUGAAAAUGAUUUAUACUUUUUCCUUAAAAAAAAAAAACCCAUUAAUUUUAUGACACAUUCCAUAGAGGGCUAAUGUUGGAAACAAUUGUGUUUGUUUGUUUGUAGUAAUAAUGAUUUUUCAGAGCAUAUUUUAAUGCUUAGCCAAAACUGAAAAAAAAUGAAUUUAUAACUUGUAGAAGUGCAUCAAAAAUGGUAAUAAUAAUGUUGCCCCAAUUCUAUAAAUAUACUGUUACUUACAUGAUGUGGGUGUAUUAAAAAAUAUAUAUGUUUAAUAUGCUAUAUGUUGUCAUUGAUGUGACUUUAUAAUAAGAUUAUAUGGAUGAAGUGGGGGGAAAACAGUUCAUAAAACUUUAUCAUGAACAUUUGGAUGUGGAGUAUAAAAAUGUCAAUUGGUCAUUGUUUUAUUAUGAAGCUUUCAAUCAACUAAAAACAAACCUGAAUUCAUUGUCUAUGAAUAAUAAACCAUUACAAAUUCAAA
Molecule: messenger RNA, 6802 nt
Organism: Lytechinus pictus (painted urchin)
Lineage: Eukaryota; Metazoa; Echinodermata; Echinoidea; Temnopleuroida; Toxopneustidae
Product: atlastin-2-like
Exons: 12
Coding region: 720-2306 (528 amino acids)
Biological process (GO): protein homooligomerization; endoplasmic reticulum organization
Molecular function (GO): GTP binding; GTPase activity
Source: RefSeq, a predicted model, not a curated record